Closterium sp. NIES-65 is the source of this 681-nucleotide messenger RNA. The record is from the annotation of a GenBank genome assembly. NCBI's taxonomy places the organism in Eukaryota, Viridiplantae, Streptophyta, Zygnematophyceae, Desmidiales, Closteriaceae.
AUGUCCAAUCUGCCCGACAACUUCGGGAAUCUUCUAGCCUUGAAGGCCCUGGUGCUGAACAGGCUGCCACUUCUCUGUCUCCCUGCUUCCUUCACCAGACUCGCAUCUCUGGAGUCGUUGAUUUUGUUUGGGUGCAAGGAGGUGGAGGAGCUACCUGCAGAAGACAUGGGCGGCCUCACCAAUCUCCACACCUUCCAUCUCAAAGAGAGCAGGCAAGUGCAGCUGCCGUCCUCAUUCACGCAGCUGGAGUUGCUGACCAGGUUGGAGCUGGAUCGAAAUGUCCGCAGUGUGAACAGGCUGGUGGAAUCUGACAGCCCGGCGUUGCAGGAGCUACGGCAGCUGAACAUCACCAGGUGUCGUGAACUCACGGAGCUGCCUGCUGCCAUCACCACUCUUCACCACCUGACAUCCCUUCACAUCUACGCGCCAAGGUUAUCUUCCCUUCCAAAUGCCAUUGGGGCAUUUUCAAGACUGCGCAAGCUGGACUUUUCACGGUGCUUAUCACUCACGCACCUCCCUACUUCCCUCACGCAGCUCUCGUGUCUGCAUGAGCUGAACGUCAGCGUCACCCGCAUCCAUUUUCUUCCUCCUGGCUUUGCUCAGCUCAGCAGACACAAGAAGCUUGACAUCUCUGGCUGCACAAAACAGAAGCUCACGUGCAAGGGGACAGAAAUACCGUAG